GCUAUCUCAAGCAUCUCGAGCGCCCUGUGUCAGAUAGUUGCGCGACAGCGGGCUUUAGUUCAGAAUGGGCAUGCUCUUCAGCAAGGUGUGGCAGCGAAUGCUGGGUUCCAAGGACAUGCGCAUCCUGAUGCUUGGCCUGGAUGCUGCGGGCAAAGCCACGAUCCUGUACCGCCUGAGGCUCGCGUACAAGAACAUCAAACUCACGGUUUGGGAGAUUGGUGGGCAGGACAAGAUCCGCGCGCUGUGGCGCUACUAUUUUCAGGGCAAAGACGGGCUGAUCUAUGUGGUGGACAGCUCGGACAGGGGCCGCAUCCAGGAUGCCAAGGAGGAGCUGCAGAAGAUUCUGGCGGAGCAAGAGAUGGAGGAUGCAGCGCUGCUGGUGCUUGCGAACAAGCAGGACUUGCCGAAUGCCAUGACGGCAGCCGAGGUGGUUGACAAGCUGGAGUUGGAGAAGCUGCGACAUCGCCAGUGGUUCAUCCAGUCCACCUGUGCACCCACAGGAGAUGGUCUCUACGAGGGGCUGGAUUGGCUGUCCCGCACAUUGGCUUCGCGCAAGUGAGCAACGCGGAGUGAAAGUCUGUAGUUGUGCUGUUCACCACUUAGAAGGCAACAGAAGCGUACUCAACGCUCUGAAAUGGUGUAGUUGUGUAUAGCUCAUGGAAGUUUUGGGCCUAUGCAGCCUCGCUGUUUGUUCAGCAAGGAGGGCCCCACAGCGGUGCCAGUUCUGUCCCCCUUCCCAAAGCCUGACUGUACAGCUGCUGGCUUUGGACAUGCAGAGGAGGAUGAACUUGAUUUUGCCGCGCGAUGCCAAACAUCACUCAACCACUUUGUAGG
Molecule: messenger RNA, 834 nt
Organism: Effrenium voratum
Lineage: Eukaryota; Dinophyceae; Suessiales; Symbiodiniaceae
Source: the annotation of a GenBank genome assembly